UGCUUAUCCAAACAAAAAUUUGCAAAAUUUAUUCAGGAAAAAGAUUGUUAAUUUCUAACAACAUGCUGUCGUCGGAUGGGUUGCAAUCACAUAAUGGUUUUUUUUCGUUUCAUUUAAAUGAAUAACAGGCAAGGGUGUAUCGUUUUAAUCACUGAGUUCAUUUGGCUUAUCAUAUUUAACGGAAAGGUAUGAAAGGUUUGACUUUCAAAAUUGUUGCUCAGUUUCUUUUUGUGUUUGUUGUGCGUUGGUUGUAUCAAUUCAAUCGUUCUUGUGUUCUUUUUAAUAAAUAAAUAGAAUAAAAAUGACAAAUAUUGCCCGUUCCAUAGAUAACUACGACGAUAUGAGUAAGAUACUCACCGACUACAUUAAAGACACUAAAAAAGUAGCAUUAUUACUCGACUACGAUGGAACACUUGCACCAAUAUCUCAGCAUUCCGAUGAAACUAAUAUGGACCCAUAUUCUGUCAAAUUUUUGAACAAACUUUCACUUAAUCCGAACAUUUUUAUUGCAUUUAUUUCGGGUAGGGGUGUGGUUGAUGUUAAAAGUACAAUUGGUAUUCGCAAUUGUACAUACGCUGGUAAUCAUGGAAUGGAAAUAAUAUUCAGAAAUCGUGAAAGAUGGGAAUACGUGUUGAGCGAUCAUUUGAAGGAACAAUUUCUUGGAAUGAUUAAGGCAAUGGACGAGGCACAGUUGACCGCACACGGUGCCUAUGUUGAAAACAAGGGUACAUCAAUUUCUUAUCACUACAAUGAAGUUCCUCUAGAGUAUCAAGAAGAGCUCACAAACAAGGCAAGACAAAUAAUUCGUUCGUUCGAUUUUGUGGCUAAUGAAGCGAAAGGUGUUAUUGAAGGAAAUGCUCCGGUCGAUUGGAACAAAGGUAAUGCCGCUCUUCUAAUAUUAGAAAAAGAAUUCGGAGACGAUUGGAAAUCAUUUGUUCGAGUAAUUUUCGCUGGUGACGAUACAACUGAUGAGAAUGCAAUGAAGUCACUCAAAGGAAAUGCAAUCAGCUUUAGAAUUUCGGAUUUAUUGAAAGAAGAAACUGCUGCUGACUACCUCUUACCGUCAACAAACGCUGUUUCAUAUUUGUUACAGUGGUUAGAAAGUAAAUUCUUUCAUCACUCUUUCAGCGAUCUCCCAUCAUCUCAACAACGUUAACAAAAUACUAUCGUUACAAUUGGAUGAUUAGUUUUUAGAGUUACUGAUGUUCAAAAGGAGUAUACAGAAUAAAUAGUAGAACU
Bradysia coprophila is the source of this 1239-nucleotide messenger RNA. RefSeq lists its product as uncharacterized. Gene Ontology annotation, biological process: trehalose biosynthetic process. The record is from RefSeq and is a predicted model, not a curated record. Gene Ontology annotation, molecular function: trehalose-phosphatase activity. NCBI's taxonomy places the organism in Eukaryota, Metazoa, Arthropoda, Insecta, Diptera, Sciaridae.